This is a messenger RNA of Propithecus coquereli (Coquerel's sifaka), 1413 nucleotides long. RefSeq names its product chromogranin A (gene CHGA). Gene Ontology annotation, cellular component: chromaffin granule. Gene Ontology annotation, biological process: negative regulation of catecholamine secretion; negative regulation of insulin secretion; defense response to bacterium. Bases 1 to 1413 code for a protein of 470 amino acids. The transcript has 7 exons. The record is from RefSeq and is a predicted model, not a curated record. Lineage: Eukaryota; Metazoa; Chordata; Mammalia; Primates; Indriidae.
AUGCGCUCCGCCGCCGUCCUGGCGCUCCUGCUCUGCGCCGGGCAAGUCACUGCCCUCCCUGUGAACAGCCCUCUGAAUAAAGGGGACACCGAGGUGAUGAAGUGCAUCGUCGAGGUCAUCUCUGACACGCUCUCCAAGCCCAGCCCCAUGCCCGUCAGCCAGGAGUGUUUUGAGACACUGGCAGGCUCGGAACACGACGCGCCCCAUUUACAGAGGGAGAACUGGAGACCUUUGCCUUCACAGACAGAUGUGCCAGGGCUGGGCCAAAUGGGACUUCUCCCUCCUGUCCCCAUCCCAGGUGCCAAGGAGAGGGCGCAGCAGCAGAAGAAACACAGCAGUUUUGAGGACGAACUCUCGGAGGUGCUUGAGAACCAGAGCACCCAGGCUGAGCUGAAAGAGGUGAUGGAGGAGGCAUCCUCCAAGGAGGCUGCGGAGAAAAGAGAGGGUUCUGAAGAGGCCGAGAAGAGCAGUGAAGACACGGAGGAAGCCAGGCCCCAGGCCCUCCCCGAGCCCAGGAAGGAGUCCAAGAUGGAGGGGAACAGCCAGGCCCCUGGGGAUGAGGAGGCCACCAACACCCAGCCCCCAGCCAGUCCCCACAGCCAGAAAGACCCAGGCCUGCAGGCGGAGGGAGACAGGGCAGGUCCCUCUCAGGGCCUGGCGGACAGAGAGAAGGGCCUGAGUGCAGAGCGCGGGCACCAGGCAAAGCGAGAGGAAGAGGAAGAGGAGGAGAAGGAGGCAGAGGCAGGGGAGGAGCCUGUCACUCCUCUCCAGGUCAUGGAAGGCCCCACUACAGCACUCAGCCCAUUCCUCGGCCACAGGGAGGUCCAGAGAGGCGAGAGUCGGUCGGAGGCUCUGGCCGUGGACGCAGCCAGGAAGCCCGGGGCUGAGGAGGCUCGGCCGCUGCGGGGGAAGGGAGAGCAGGAGCACUCCCGGCAGCAGGAGGAGGAGGAGGAGGAAGAGGAGAUGGCAGGGGCCCCUCGAGGCCUCUUCCGGGGCGGGAAGAGCGGGCAGCUGGAGCGGGAGCAGGAGGAGCGGCUCUCCAAGCAGUGGGAGGACGCCAAGCGCUGGAGCAAGAUGGACCAGCUGGCCAAGGAGCUGACGGCCGAGAAGCGGCUGGAGCGGGAGGAGGAGGAGGACAGCCCUGACCGCUCCAUGAAGCUCUCCUCGCAGGCCCGGGGCUACGGCUUCAGGGGCCCUGGGCCGCAGCUGCGACGAGGCUGGAGGCCAUCCUCCCGGGAGGACAGUGUCGAGGCGGGCCUGCCCCUCCAGGUCCACGGCUACCCCGAGGAGAAGAAAGAGGAGGAAGGCAGCGCCAACCGCAGACCAGAGGACCAGGAGCUGGAGAGCCUGUCGGCCAUUGAGGCGGAGCUGGAGAAGGUGGCCCGAGAGCUGCAGGCGCUGCGGCGGGGCUGA